AAGGCGAUACAUACAUGUAUACAUACAAUCUCUCUCUCUCUCCUCUCUCUCUCCUUUCUCUUUCUGUCUGCUCCACACAGAAGAGCUCACCAUACAUAUACGUGAAAGCAAAUUAAUAAAAAAAAAUUGAAUAAAACGAAAAUUCUUUACGUACAGAUACUGUUUUCGAAGUUCGAAGCUCUGUGUGUGUUCCUUCGCUCCAGAAUUCGAAGCUUCUCGGUGCAUUGGAAGAUCUCUCUCGAGUGAAAUAAAAGCAUGAUUUUGUGAGGAGUAACGGAGUUAAUUAACGGAGAAGGAUGAAGAGGUCUGGAGAUGAACUGUACAUGAGCCCUGUUAAACGCCCUACUAACUCCUCUCGUGCUGAACUGCCUGUGCAACAGCAGAUGAUGAGUGGAAACGGCAUGCAGAAGCUAACAACAAGUGAUGCCCUUGCAUAUCUCAAGAAUGUGAAGGACAUCUUUCGAGACAAAAGAGACAAAUAUGAUGAGUUUCUUGAAGUUAUGAAAGAUUUCAAGGCUCAAAGAGUUGACACAUCUGGUGUCAUAGCAAGGGUGAAGGAUCUGUUUAAAGGGCAUCAAAACCUAAUUUUGGGAUUUAAUACCUUUUUGCCAAAGGGAUAUGAGAUCACCCUUCAAUCUGAUGAUGAACUACAACCACCUCCAAUCAAAAAACCUGUUGAAUUUGAAGAAGCAAUAUGUUUUGUAAACAAGAUAAAGACUAGAUUUCAAGGUGAUGAUUCUGUAUAUAAAUGUUUCCUUGACAUUCUGAAUAUGUAUAGAAAGGAAAACAAAUCAAUCUCAGAGGUUUACCAAGAGGUUUCUUCUCUUCUUCAUGAACACACUGACUUGCUUGUGGAGUUCGCCAAUUUUUUACCGGAUACAUCAGCAACAGCUUCAGUCAAUAGAACUCAUAUCUUGCGUCGUGAUGAUAAAAUAGCUCCUAUGAUCACGGGAAGGCCUGCUGAAAAGAGGGCCAAUGCUUUGCAUGCAGACCAUGGCCAUGGUCUGGAUCGGUCUGACCCAGAACAGUGCAGACGGGAAAGAAGAGAAAGGGAUUUUGAUGAAAAGGAGUUGGACAAGAAGUCUGCCUUUAGAGAAGAUUCCGCUGCUGGUCAUUUUAACCAAGGUGGGGAAGGUGUGCUCGAUCAAGAUUUAAUGUUCUUUGAUAAUAUUAAGGAAAGAUUGCAGAACUCUGAUGAUUACCAGCAACUUUUGAAGUGUCUUCACACAUAUUCUGGAGAAACAAUCACAAAAGAACAGUUGGUAUCCCUGGUCAGUGCCUUGCUUGGAGGACAUCCAGACCUUAUGGGAGGUUUCAAUGAAUUUAUAACCCGUUGUGAUAAUAUAGAUGGUUACCUUACUGCUACUCUGAAUAAAAGAUCCCUAUGGAAUGAUGGGAAAGUUCCCAGAUUGGUGAAGUCAGAAGACAGGGAUAGAGACCGGGAUUGUGAGUGUGAAGAGAGAAAUCAAGAUCGUGAUACCAGAGAAAGGGAUAGACUUAAAGAAUUACAUGGGCAGAAGAUGUUUUCAAGCAAGGAUAAGUAUAUUGCAAAACCUAUACAUGAACUCGACCUCUCUAACUGUGAACGCUGCACUCCCAGUUAUCGACUUCUCCCAAAGAAUUAUCCAAAUCCAAUAGCAAGCCAGAGAACAGAGAUAGGAAAAGAGGUAUUGAAUGAUCGUUGGGUAUCUGUAACUUCUGGGAGUGAAGAUUACUCUUUCAAACAUAUGCGGAAAAACCAAUACGAAGAGAGCUUGUUUCGAUGUGAAGAUGACAGGUUUGAGCUGGAUAUGCUUUUGGAAUCCGUGAAUGUUACUACGAGACGUGUUGAAGAAUUGCUUGACAGGAUCAAUGAUAAUACAAUAAAUAGCGACAGUCCCGUUCGAGUUGAAGACUAUCUCACCGCUCUAAACCUAAGAUGUAUUGAACGCCUGUACGGUGAUCAUGGGCUUGAUGUUAUGGAUGUGUUGAGGAAGAAUGCACCUCUUGCUCUGCCAGUAAUUCUAACACGAUUGAAACAGAAACAAGAGGAGUGGGCAAGGUGUCGUUAUGACUUUAAUAAAGUCUGGGCCGAAAUUUACGUUAAAAACUAUCAUAAAUCGCUGGAUCAUCGUAGCUUUUAUUUCAAGCAGCAGGACACAAAGAGCUUGAGUACUAAAGCAUUAUUGGCCGAAGUCAAAGAAAUCAGUGAAACGAAGUGCAAAGAGGACGAUGUGCUUCUUUCCAUGGCUACUGGGAAUAGACAGCCAGUAAUUCCUCAUUUGGAAUUCGCGUUUCCUGAUCCCGACAUCCAUGAGGACCUUUAUCAGCUCAUAAAGUUUUCUUGCGAAGAAUUUUGCACUGCUGAACAGGUUGAUAAAGUUAUGAAGGUUUGGACUACUUUUCUGGAACCAAUGUUUGGAGUUCCAAGUCGUCCUCAAGGCGCCGAGGAUGGAGAAUACAUUGAAAAGGAAUGCGAUCAAGUUGUUGAAAGUAUCGCUUUUGCUGUUGGAGAAACAGAAGGGAGUCCUAGCACAGCGAUUACUUCCAGACAAUCAAACACUUCCAAAAAUCGCGUUGAAGAACCUCUACCUGAAAACUCAAGUUCAUCCCGAGCUUGCUUGGCUGAUAAUGGUGAUUUAGUCAAAGAUAAUGGUUCUCAUGGUCUAAAUAGUUCUGCAGGUAACCUUGGCAAGUCACCAAGCCGCCCAAGCGGUGCCAACAUGAUUGAUGCAACUUUGGCUGAGCAGUUAGCCCAUUUAAGUGCCAUUUCUGGGAAGGAAACCACUGGGCGAAUUGGUAGAGAAAAUACUUCUGCUUUGCCAAAUCUUCCUAGUUUGACCAGGCUUUGUGUCACUGCAGUCCCUUCCAGAACAAGUGAUUUGGCUGUUGAUAGUGGAAAGGAGGUUAGCUUCACGAAAGCAGUGCAAGAUGGCAAUGAAGCUAAAAAAUCUCACGAACAUUCUGUAGAAAAAUUAAAAAUCGAGAGAGAGGAGGGCGAAUUAUCUCCGAAUGAUGAUUUCGAGGACAAUUUCGGAGCAAGUAACGAGUCUGAAGUCGAGACGGCAAAUACUACAAAGGAUACAACCGCUAACAAACAGUUCCAAACUGGAGAUAGAGAAGAAACUGGAAAUGAUGCCGAUGCAGAUGAUGAAGGCGAUGAGAGCGCUCAAAGGACGUCGGAGGACACUGGAAAUGCGUCCGAACACGGGGACGUUUCGGGAAGCGAGUCUGCCGAUGGAGAAGGCUCUCAUGAUGAACCUGAUGAAGACGGGGACCAUGACGAGAAUGAAAACAAGGCCGAGAGUGAAGGGGAAGUCGAAGGAAUGGAUGAUGUUCAUGAUACCGAAGGAGAUGGCGUUCCGUUGCCAUUGUCGGUCCGUGGUAUACAGACCGCUAAGCCUCUCACCAUGCUAGUUCCCCCGCCAUUGCAUGAUAAGGAUGGCCUGAGAAUCUUUUACGGAAAUGAUUCCUUCUAUGUGCUCUUCAGACUUCACCAGACAUUGUAUGAGAGAAUGCACAAGGCGAAGUUGCAUUCUUCGUCGGUUGAGAACAGAUGGAGAGCCUCAAACGAUGCAAACCCCACUGAUAUAUAUGCUAGAUUUAUGACUGCACUUCGCAAUCUGCUCGAUGGUUCCUCUGACAAUGCAAAGUUUGAGGACGACUGCCGAGCGAUUAUUGGAGCCCAGUCCUAUCUUCUCUUCACAUUAGAUAAGCUGAUAUAUAAGUUGGUCAAGCAGCUCCAAACAAUUGCGACUGAUGAGAUGGAGAACAAACUUCUUCAGUUAUAUAUGUAUGAGAAGUCGAGAAAGUCUGGCGUGUCUUUCGAUGUCGUUUAUCAUGAAAACGUGCGCGUUUUUCUUCAUGAUGAGAACAUUUAUAGGAUACAAUGUUCGUCAUCGCCGGCGCAGUUGUCCAUCCAGCUCAUGGAUUACGGGUAUGAUAAGCCUGAAGCAACUGGCGUUGUUAUGGACCCGAACUUUGCUGCUUAUUUGAGCAACGAUCUACUCUUGUGUGCUCCCGAGCAAAAGGGAAUCCCUGGGGUGUUCUUGAAGAGAAAUAAACAAAAAUAUCCAUCCCAGGAUGAGACCUCCGCUACACUCGAGGCAAUAGCGGGACUCAAAGUUCUGAACGGUCUGGAAUGCAAGAUAGCUUGCAAGUCACUGAAGGUCUCGUAUGUUCUGGACACCGAAGACUCGAUGUUCAGGAUGAAUAAACGGAGGAGAACACUGCACCCGAGUGUCUCGUUCAACAACAGCUCCAAUUCUUUCAACGGGUCCCAUCGAGCACAGCGCUUCCGUAGAUUACUUUUCAGUUGACAAAUGUGAGUUUUUCUUUUUAUUGACAGCAAGGUGUUAAGGUGGUAUAGCAUAGAGACUGAA
Ipomoea nil (Japanese morning glory) is the source of this 4361-nucleotide messenger RNA. Its product is annotated as paired amphipathic helix protein Sin3-like 3. The transcript has 23 exons. NCBI's taxonomy places the organism in Eukaryota, Viridiplantae, Streptophyta, Magnoliopsida, Solanales, Convolvulaceae. Gene Ontology annotation, cellular component: histone deacetylase complex; chromatin. The coding region runs from base 297 to 4298 and encodes 1333 amino acids. Gene Ontology annotation, molecular function: transcription corepressor activity. The record is from RefSeq and is a predicted model, not a curated record. Gene Ontology annotation, biological process: negative regulation of transcription by RNA polymerase II.